AUCUUGAAAGUGUGGCAUCACUGCUAGUUGUGGAAAAGGAAAAAAUUUUAGUUUGCUGUCAACGUGUAUCAAAUUUUGGGCUGCUUCAUAUUUAUUAAUACCCCACAAACAUGAUUCCCCGUCGAAGCCAGCGCCUACAGCAGCAACGAGAAGCAGCUUCACUGGCUCUUGCAGGACUUCAAGCCGAUUUGCAGGAACAAGAUGUAACUGAAGAUAGUGUGAACGCCCUUGAAAACCCCAAUGGCACUUUAAGAGCCCUGUUAAGACCAUCCCGUGCUCGACGACUGCGAAGUCCUGCGGCUCAACAGCCACCGGCCAAUUCGCGCAGGAGACGCGGUGCUAUCACCAGAAGAAUUUCUUCCAAUCAACGAGGUAGUCUCCAGCAGGCACCAAGACGCGCAAGGCGCCCACGAGGUCGCCCGAGUCGUGGCCGCAGCAAUACAGACUCGGUUCCUAACGCGCCAACCGGCAAUGUGGCGGAAGAAGGUCUCUUGGGGACCUUGGCCCGCCAGUUCAACCGCAUGGUUAAUCAGAUGAGCUUCGUUCAGCCGCCGCACAACCCCAUAGGCUCUGGCCCAUCCAGACGGGGUGAUAGUCCGGCUGCGACUGGAAGACUGAAUCGCGAACUUUCGGAUUUCAUGCGAGAACCUCCAGAUGGCUGCAAAGUUGAGAUGGUAGAUGACGAUAUCUUUCAUUGGCGAGCCACCAUUUUGGGGCCCCCAGAUACCCCGUACGAAGGUGGCCACUUCAUGCUCGACCUAAGUUUUCCAUUGGACUACCCUUUUCAUCCACCACAAGUGUACUUUCUAACGAAAAUCUACCACUGCAAUAUAACCUCCUCUGGUUACAUCUGUCUGGAUAUUCUCAGUCUGCAGUGGUCGCCAGCACUGACGGUUGGCAAGGUCCUUAUUUCCCUUGUUUCACUGCUGUCCGAUCCGAACCCAAACGAUCCCCUGGAAUCUACCAUUGCUCAUCUCUACAAACAUCACCGCAGCCAGCACGACCGUAACGCUCGGGCCUGGACCGAUCGAUAUGCCAAACCCAAUCAGCCGGUUGAGGAUACGAACUUGGGUAGGCACACCGUCGACAUGACGCUACCGCCAACACCGCCCGCUCCCCAACGCUAUACUUAGCUAUACUAAAAAUAAUUU
Drosophila bipectinata is the source of this 1151-nucleotide messenger RNA. RefSeq lists its product as uncharacterized. The record is from RefSeq and is a predicted model, not a curated record. Lineage: Eukaryota; Metazoa; Arthropoda; Insecta; Diptera; Drosophilidae.